This is a messenger RNA of Rhincodon typus (whale shark), 3421 nucleotides long. RefSeq names its product voltage-dependent anion-selective channel protein 2-like. Gene Ontology annotation, cellular component: mitochondrial outer membrane. Gene Ontology annotation, biological process: monoatomic anion transmembrane transport. Gene Ontology annotation, molecular function: voltage-gated monoatomic anion channel activity. The transcript has 3 exons. The annotation marks the transcript as partial. NCBI's taxonomy places the organism in Eukaryota, Metazoa, Chordata, Chondrichthyes, Orectolobiformes, Rhincodontidae. The record is from RefSeq and is a predicted model, not a curated record.
AAUCUGUGUAGUAAUGAUGGUGCUGAAUUUGGAGGUUCCAUUUACCAGAAGGUGAGCGAUAACCUGGACACUGCUGUAAAUCUUGCCUGGACUGCAGGUAAUAACAGUACUCGCUUUGGCAUUGCUGCAAAAUACCAACUUGACUCCACUGCUUCCAUUUCUGCAAAAGUCAAUAACUCCAGCCUAAUUGGAAUAAGUUACAGCCAGAUUCUUAGGCCAGGUAUAAAACUCACUCUGUGUUCCCUAAUUGAUGGAAAGAGCAUCAAUUCUGGUGGUCACAAACUUGGUUUGGGUCUUGAAUUGGAAGCUUAAGAUGUGCACCUUUUUAUCUUCAAUGACAAAGGGAUUUCGGAAGAAAGCAGCAUUUGGCCAUUACGUGUAAUUCCAACUUGACAGAUGGGCUUUUCUGAAAAGGAAGUUUCAAAUCAACCACGUACCUGUAUUUUUAGUACUUUAAUUGUUUUUUGAGUGAAGUUGGUUAUCUAGAAGGUGAUGCAGAAGUCAUAUGUCGCUCAUUUAUACAUAAUUUAAAAAUGUAUUUAACUGUUAAUACAACAGUCCCAAUAAUAAUGGGGUAGGCCUUUACAAAACUCAAGUCGUGACUGCAUGUUUCCUGGUUUAAUGUCUAUUUUGAGACGUUGUGCUGUGUCAGUUCACCAAAAGUCUGGAUAAAUUGAAAUUAUCCAAGUUGCAAUUAAAUUUUAUGGAAUCUGUGUAUAGCAAAAAAAAAAACAACUAUUUUCGUUAUCCCAAACCCAUACAAUUGAUGCUGAAUAAAAAUCUCAAAUACAGUGUGUUGUUUAUCCCUUUCCUCUUUGUGACAUUUUGAAUUUGGUAUGGUCAUGCAUGCUUCUUCCAGGAAGGAGCAAUGGAUUAGCUGAUGAUCUUUAUGGUGGCUGUAAAAAAAUGACCAUCUUUUGUGGACUUGUUUUAUAUUUCCUUUGCUUUUGCUUAGCUGAGUGCAUGCCACACUUACACACAGACUGCUAUGCAUUGAAGUGCAGCAUUGUGUUGUCUAGGGGAUUGGUGCAAGAUUUUAUUCUGUCUCUAUAGAAUGGACACCACAAAUGCAUGAGCUGACUCUGGUAGCAAUACAUUGCUUUUAUGUAGAAAACUGUUCCCAGGUGCUUCGUGAUUUUCAGGAAUUGAACCAUGUUGAGAUAUAACUAGGAACCUGUAGGAGAGGUUUUUAAGAGACUUAGAACCUUUCCAGCCCAAAAGGUAUCCAGCUUUAUGUGGUAGGGCUGACUACUGAAGGCUGUUUCACCAGUAGUGUGGAGAGGUACCCUUAGGCUAGAGUCAGAAAACUGAAGUGAUAAAAUGCAGAACCAUUUUUUUUAAACUUGCAUAAUUUCUGUGUCUUCUAAUUUGCACUAGCUUGAAGUUCGGUAAAACAUCUAGGAGGAAGAGAAACUGGCCAAAUUAAUUUUAGUAUUCUGAUGCUAGACAUUUUACUUUGGGAGUUUUAACUGGGUGCAAAAUUUAAUGAAGAUUCACCUGAAUUUUAACACUUCACUAAAUCAAGGAAAUUAGGUUAUCUUCAUAAUUACAUAAUUUUAAAUUAUGUAAUUGACAUUGAGUCUUGCGAUAAUUCAUUGACUGGUAUACUUAGGUGGAUGAAUUUUACAAAAAGGUUAGGUUUUAAAAAAAAAAAAAAAAAAAUCAGUGGGUUCAAGGUUCUAGAUCAGUGGGAUAAGGUUCUACACCAGUGAAUAAUGGGUAAGGUGAGUAGUCAUGAAAGAAGACAAAUACCAGAUGGAAGCUAUUGCUUCUUGCCUAGUGUCGAUUUUUGCUUUUAAUCCUAAUUCAACAUUUGUUCCAUUUAUGAUAGUUUGAGGGAUGUAGAUUACUUAUUUUGAAACAGCAGUAGGUGAUAGCUGUCAUAAUGACAUUGAGUUCAGGUGCUCAAUUUUACAACUGCUGUAAUGCACUAAUUACUUUAAAGGUUGUCGUGUAGCUAUACCCUUGUAUAUCGUAAAUACACUUGCAAGUAACUUAGUGGUAAUAAAUGAGUUGGUGACUGUUCUCAAAGCUGAAAAAUAAUUGAGUUUGUAGUUAUUUCCUAUUGAAUAGGAUGCCUUGCUAGUGUGAUAGUGUUCAGUGACAAACCAACCAAAGUAACAGCAUCUGUUUCAUUCUAUCAUGUGAUAUAAUUAAAUUUUGUUCUUGGGCUAAUUCCUGAUAGUCAUACAAUUCAUAUGCUCCUUCAGUUUCCUUUCUUCUUCAUACAUGUAGGCAGUCACUCUGAUCCUAGCAUUUUGGUAUAUAUAAGUGGUCCUUUGUCUUAUUUUUUUAAAUUGUGCACUAUGGUGUCUCCUGUACAAACUUGUUCCUUUUGUCUUUCCCAUCUCAUCUUGGAUUCCAAGCUGCAGGCUGAAAUGGAUGCAUCCUUUUGUGUAAAGCAACCUUUGCUCCCUGGAAUUAUUUUUAAAUGGUUCCCUGGCAGUUUGAAUUUGUAAAAAAUUUUACUUUUUUUUUUGGUAUUCUGAAGUUAUAAUUUGGCUGCAUUUUGGUCAUGACUAGUGCUAGACAGAAACUUCUAAAAGAAUUGUGCUUGCCUUGAUUCACUUGCAGCAGAGAAUGGAAAUCCUGUUAUCAGGAGUUAAAAUUUUGAUGCUGAUAAAUGGCCAUAACAUCACAGAUUUAAUUGUUCCAUCCCAAUCUCUGAAUUGAAAUCUAAUAAUAAAAUCAGAAAGGAUAAGUAACAGUUUAAAUUAAAUUUACUUGCACUUGUUGAUUUGUGGUGUUAUAUUUUCAUUGAAAAAUGUUUAAUCCCCACAAUGGUUAUGGAUGUGGAAUUGGCAAGAUGGUGCAGGGUAGCAGCUAUUUCCAAACUGUGCAUUAAGCUGUGAUUCUCAAGAGUAUUUUGAAAACUUUUAAUGGAAUGUGUGACAGCAAGGUGGAGCAAUAGUGAGGAAGAAUCUAAACUUGUCUUCCCAUUUCAGCGUGGACUAUUUUAAUGAUGGAUAUUUCUAAUUAUGUUACUGCGUUGUGCUUCCAGAAUAUUUCUUGUUUUCAUAUGUUUAAACCCCUUUUAUGAAUUACCUGAUCUUCCUACUGCUAAAGUGACUCCUAUUGAGAGGUCUUAAAGUUAAAUUUAUUCUCACUUGGAAGUACUCUUAAAUGAUGAGAAAUAAACCUAGCCCUAGUCUUGUAGAUGGGAGUUUUUCAUGUGAAGUGCCAUUUCAAAAGUUUGAAGCUGUUGAAUCACUGUACCCCACAGGAGCAGCCUAGUAAAGCAUCACUGGGUGGUAUGGUAUCUGCAGGAAUCCACAGACUUGCUUGAUUUAAACUAGCUGAAAAUGAUAAAAUGUAAUAAGCCUGAAGUAUGCAUAUAAUGCUGUGUGCUUAAUGUGCAAAAUAACAUGGUUUUGGAUUUCUGUGGAACAAACAUGCCAAUAAAAUUAUGAAAUUAACUGCA